CCCACUCCCUAAAUUUCAAGUUUGGGAAGCUGAACCCAGAGAGGCCGCCGCUAACGCAUCAUGCCCCAGAAUCGCUUCAGAAUUGCUGGGGAAAGCUGGUCUUUGUUUGAGGUACCUGUGUAGAAACCCCAGUGUAGCUGUGGGUCUGGACUCUGCCACAGAGGUUCUGUGUGUGCCAGGUGCUCUGCUUGGUCCAUCCCUGCCAACCGAGUCUUUCAUCUUUCUGACUGUGAACCUUGGAGGAUUUUUCUUCCUGUUGUGAGAAGACAGCAGGAGUGUUCAGGGUCUCUCUGUGUGUUCCAGUCCUGUGGCAUUAUGCACGCCCCCUGCCAGUGACCCCAGGCUUUUUAUGGCUGUGAGACACACUAAAAGCUCAGGGGUGAGAAGUGACCUUUUGUGGUGACUAUAACUGAAGAUUGCUGUUACAGAAGCCAAAAAAGGUUUUUGAGUCAUGAUGCAAGAAUCUGGGUCUGAGACAAAAAAUAACGGGUCAGCCAUCCAGAACGGGUCCAGCAGUGGCAACCAUUUACUGGAGUGUGGAGCUCUUCGUGACGCUCGGUCCAACGGGGAGGCCCCGGCCGUGGACCUUGGGGCAGCUGACCUUGCCCACGCCCAGCAGCAGCAACAGCAGGCCCUGCAGGUGGCCAGGCAGCUCCUUCUUCAGCAGCAGCAGCAGCAGCAGCAGCAGCAGCAGCAACAGCAGCAGCAACAGCAGCAGCAGCAGCAGCAACAGCAGCAAGUUAGUGGAUUAAAAUCUCCCAAGCGGAAUGACAAGCAGCCAGCUCUUCAGGUUCCCGUGUCAGUGGCUAUGAUGACACCUCAAGUUAUCACUCCCCAACAGAUGCAGCAGAUCCUCCAGCAACAAGUGCUGAGCCCUCAGCAGCUCCAGGUUCUCCUCCAGCAACAGCAGGCCCUCAUGCUUCAACAGCAGCAGCUUCAAGAGUUUUAUAAAAAACAACAAGAACAGUUGCAGCUCCAACUUCUCCAACAACAACAUGCUGGAAAACAGCCGAAAGAGCAACAGCAGGUGGCUACCCAGCAGCUGGCUUUCCAGCAGCAGCUCUUACAAAUGCAGCAGCUCCAGCAGCAGCACCUCCUGUCUCUGCAGCGCCAAGGCCUCCUAACGAUCCAGCCCGGGCAACCUGCCCUUCCCCUCCAACCUCUUGCUCAAGGCAUGAUUCCAACGGAACUGCAGCAGCUCUGGAAAGAUGUGACGAGUGCUCACACUGGAGAGGAAACCACAGGCAACAGUCAUAGCAGCCUGGACCUGACCACGACAUGUGUCUCCUCCUCUGCACCCUCCAAGACCUCCCUCAUCAUGAACCCACAUGCCUCUACCAAUGGACAGCUCUCGGUCCACACUCCCAAAAGGGAAAGCUUGUCCCACGAGGAGCAGCCUCACAGCCACCCUCUCUAUGGACAUGGCGUAUGCAAGUGGCCGGGCUGUGAAGCUGUGUGUGAAGAUUUCCCGUCAUUUCUCAAACAUCUCAACAGUGAGCAUGCGCUGGACGACAGAAGCACAGCUCAGUGUAGAGUACAAAUGCAGGUGGUUCAGCAGUUAGAGCUACAGCUGGCGAAAGACAAAGAGCGUCUGCAAGCCAUGAUGACUCACCUGCACGUGAAGUCCACAGAGCCCAAAGCCGCCCCUCAGCCCCUGAAUCUGGUAUCAAGCGUCACACUCUCCAAGUCUGCGUCAGAGGCUUCUCCACAGAGCUUACCUCAUACUCCAACCACCCCAACCGCCCCCCUGACUCCCGUCACCCAAGGCCCCUCUGUCAUCACCACCACCAGCAUGCACACGGUGGGACCGAUCCGCAGGCGGUACUCAGACAAAUACAACGUGCCCAUUUCUUCAGCAGACAUUGCACAGAACCAAGAAUUUUAUAAGAAUGCGGAAGUUAGACCACCAUUUACGUAUGCAUCUUUAAUUAGGCAGGCCAUUCUUGAAUCUCCAGAAAAGCAGCUAACACUAAAUGAAAUCUACAACUGGUUCACACGAAUGUUCGCGUACUUCCGACGCAAUGCAGCCACGUGGAAGAAUGCAGUGCGCCAUAAUCUUAGCCUUCACAAGUGUUUUGUGCGAGUAGAAAACGUUAAAGGGGCAGUAUGGACAGUGGAUGAAGUAGAGUUCCAAAAACGAAGGCCACAAAAGAUCAGUGGUAACCCUUCCCUUAUUAAAAACAUGCAGAGUGGCCACGCCUACUGCACACCUCUCAACGCAGCUUUACAGGCUUCAAUGGCUGAAAAUAGUAUACCUCUGUACACUACCGCUUCCAUGGGAAACCCUGCUUUGGGCAACUUAGCCAACGCGAUCCGGGAGGAGCUCAACGGGGCCAUGGAUCACACCAACAGCAACGAGAGCGACAGCAGUCCAGGCAGAUCCCCUAUGCAAGCUGUGCAUCCUGUCCACGUCAAAGAGGAGCCCCUUGACCCCGAGGAAGCUGAAGGGCCUCUGUCCUUAGUGACAACAGCCAACCACAGUCCAGAUUUUGACCAUGACAGAGAUUAUGAAGACGAGCCAGUAAAUGAGGACCUGGAGUGACCUGGGCAGUCUAACCCUGAGCAGGAAGAUCGAACAGGAAAACAAACAAAACAAAACAAAACAAACACGUCAAAAGUUAGCAGUGAAAUGGUUCUCCACUUGUUGUACAGUCCGGAGGAUUUUCACUACUUUUUGACAACUCUGCAAUGUGUUAACUCUUAGUGCCAUCAAGAAUUCCCAUUUGGGAGUAUUUUUGAUUUUUCUACUUUUUGUUGAAAAAAGGAAUUUGUACUCUGUGCAUUGGAUGGACUUGUUUGGUACUUGGGAUUUUCCUCUCUUUCACAGUCAACAUCAGUGUUGUAAAAUUUGCUAAACUGAUUCACUUGUAGCAGCAGACUUUGAACUGCAGUCCUGCCCACGCCGGACAUGGAGGACACCCAACCGAGCUUGUGCACCCGAGCUGCAGACCAAGCCUUUGCCCAGAAGUCAAGGAUUCCAGUGACGACCUAUUUGCACAGACUGCAUGUUGAUAAUUCUCACUGCCUUUACUCCAGUCUUUUUUUUUUUUUUUUUUUUUUUUUUGCUUCUGGUUGGGAUGGGGAAGGCCUUUGUGUGUGUAUUGGGGGGAGGGGUUAAAAAUAAUUAUCCGAAACUUUUUAAUGUAUUGCUCUUUUUUUUUUUUUUUUUUUUUUGGCUUCUACUUUACCAUUUUAAGUUCUGACCUCAGGCCUCCAUUUGGGCCCAUGGCCUCUUGGAGGCUUCAAGUUUUCUGUACCUUGUGAUGAAUGUUAAUAGGUGUUUUUAUUAUACAAAGCUGAAUGUCAUUUCUCGUUUGUAGUUUUCUGUCACUCAUUCCAUUUUCCUACAGACAUCACCAUGUUUCUCUCAAGUCAAAAACAAAAGCAUUCCGUUUUGGUCUUUUUCAAAAAAAAAAAGAAAAAAAAAGGUCCCAAAGGCUGCACUCUACACAUGAAGGUCCUCUCACACAGAUGUGACUGUCCUGCCAGAAAGAGAAUGAAUGACAGAAAAGCAAAGAGAGAGACUCACAUACAUUCUUUAGACCCACACCGAUUCAUUCCACAAAGCAGUAUUGGAGUGGUAAGGGGAUCGUUUCAGACUUUUCUUUUCCUUGUGUAGUGCCCAUCAUUGUAACUGCCACCACAUUCCAACAGCACAAGGAAACAGGCAGCAACAGAGAAAAUAAUAAAGACUAAAAAAAAAAAAAAAA
Jaculus jaculus (lesser Egyptian jerboa) is the source of this 3710-nucleotide messenger RNA. RefSeq names its product forkhead box P1 (gene Foxp1). NCBI's taxonomy places the organism in Eukaryota, Metazoa, Chordata, Mammalia, Rodentia, Dipodidae. The record is from RefSeq and is a predicted model, not a curated record. Gene Ontology annotation, cellular component: nucleus. The transcript is spliced from 19 exons. Bases 452 to 2542 code for a protein of 696 amino acids. Gene Ontology annotation, biological process: regulation of transcription by RNA polymerase II. Gene Ontology annotation, molecular function: RNA polymerase II cis-regulatory region sequence-specific DNA binding; DNA-binding transcription repressor activity, RNA polymerase II-specific.